Pyricularia oryzae 70-15 is the source of this 336-nucleotide messenger RNA. RefSeq lists its product as uncharacterized. NCBI's taxonomy places the organism in Eukaryota, Fungi, Ascomycota, Sordariomycetes, Magnaporthales, Pyriculariaceae. The transcript is spliced from 3 exons. The record is from RefSeq and is a predicted model, not a curated record. The coding region runs from base 1 to 336 and encodes 111 amino acids.
AUGCACAUGUCAAAGGCACUCGUCCUCGCCCUAGUUGGGAGCAUCAACGCGGCUGCAGACUUUGACUUGACCUGCGGCAACAUUGUAGCCAAGGGCACGACGCUUAGAGCGGACUGCGGGGGUCCCACUACCACGCUCGAUUUAAACCAGUGUUUGACUGUCAAGGAUGACGGAACUGUCGAAUGUGGAAAGGGAGGAUUAUCCGGGUGCAGUUUCACUGGAGAUGGGUUGGGCCAAUCUUCAAAGGAAGUCUUUUGCACUAAAGCCGGCAAGAAAGUGAGGACCUUGGUAGAUCUGGUGGUGCGAAGAGGGAUAAACAUGGUUGUGGUCAGCUGA